Messenger RNA from Entelurus aequoreus (snake pipefish), 3052 nucleotides. It is a transcript of the gene bpgm, whose product is annotated as 2,3-bisphosphoglycerate mutase. Gene Ontology annotation, biological process: glycolytic process. Lineage: Eukaryota; Metazoa; Chordata; Actinopteri; Syngnathiformes; Syngnathidae. The record is from RefSeq and is a predicted model, not a curated record. The transcript has 3 exons. Gene Ontology annotation, molecular function: intramolecular phosphotransferase activity. Bases 150 to 926 code for a protein of 258 amino acids.
GUCCAUUCCGAUUGGCUCCCGCCAGCUGUCAAUCGCCACCAUCACACAGACGCUUUCAUGGCCGUCCAAAUAUUGUCAACAUUACAAGCGACCGUCGCAGCAACAUUCCGAGCGGCUUUAAAACCCACGAAGGGUUUGUGGUGCAGCAGAUGUCCAAGUACAGACUCUUCCUCCUGAGGCAUGGCGAGGGGGCGUGGAACCGCGAGAACCGCUUUUGCAGCUGGGUGGACCAGAAGCUGAGCGAGGACGGCGUGAAGGAGGCCCGGGACUGUGGCAGGCUCCUGAAGGAGCUGGGCUACAAGUUUGACGUGGUCUUCACCUCCAUCCUCAGCCGCUCCAUCCAGACGGCCUGGCUGGUGCUGGAGGCCAUGGGCCAGGAGUGGGUCCCUGUGGUCAAGUCCUGGAGGCUCAACGAGCGCCACUACGGCGCCCUGAUAGGCCUGAACCGGGGGGAAAUGGCCCUCCAGCACGGCGAGGAGAAAGUGAAAUUGUGGAGGAGGGGCUAUGACAUUACCCCGCCCCCCAUAGAGGAGCAGCACCCGUACUUCCAUGAAAUCUAUAACGAUCGCAGAUACACCACGUGUGAUGUGGAGAAGGAGAAGCUGCCCCGUGCCGAGAGCUUGAAGGAGGUGUUGCUCAGGCUGCUGCCCUACUGGGAAGGCACGGUGGUGCCAGAAAUACUGGAAGGAAGAACGGUGCUCAUUUCCGCUCAUGGAAACAGCUGCAGGGCCCUGCUCAAACACCUGGAAGGAAUAUCGGACGAGGACAUCGCCAGCGUGACUCUGCCCACGGGGAUUCCCGUCUUGCUGGAGCUGGACAAAGAUCUGAGGCCCGUGAAGGCUCGCCAGCUGCUGGGAGACCAGGAGAAGAUCCAGGCUGCCAUUAAAAAGGUGGAGGAUCAGGGGAAAGCCAAGGCAAGCACUUGAAACGCACGCGAGACCUUCUGAAGUCACGCUCAUUACUGUAAAACUGUUGCUCUGACCUGACACUGUGUAGAAGCUUCCUGUUGUUUUGUCUCUAAAUGUGCUUUACGUACUAAAUUAUCAUUUAUUUCAUGUUGGAUGUAGCGCUAGUCGUGUGUAGAAAUGUUUGUUCAUACACUCUGCUAACUGAACACGUUUACAAUGUCGUCAUGCUGACAAAAACAAGUCUUAACAGCGGACUUGUGAUACGUUUGCUUGCCUGUGAACUCUGUUAGCAUUUCCUCAAAUAGCCCACUGGAAGAAAUAAACGCCGCACCUCAAAUAGACUCCUCAGGAAAAUGGUGGUCCAAUAAUAGGCGGCUGUAAUUACACUGUACUGUCUUUAACACAAAGUCAGACUGGCAUCUGUAAAGCUGACACAGCAAACACUAGGGGUGUAACGGUACACAAACAUUUCGGUUGGGUACGUACCUCGGUUUAGAGGUCGCGGUUCGGUUCAUUUUCGGUACAGUAAGAAAACAUUUAUUUACCAAAUGUGUAAACAAUGGCUUUAUCCUUUUAACAUUGGCAACACUAUAAUAAUUCUGCCCACGUUAAUCAACAUUAAACUGCCUCAAGUUGUUGCUCAGAUUAAAUAAAAUGACACAACUUUUCUUCUACAUAUAAAAAGUGCAACAUUAAACAGUUUCAAGUCAACUCAUCAUGCUUAUUUUAUUACAGCAUUUGGGAAGCCUGUAGUUGAUUUUUAUGAUGUAAAUGUUAUAUUAUUAUCAACAUGUGAUAGCAGGGACCCUGCCAUUCAAAACUAGGCUGCUGCAUUACUAAUGAUUCAUGGAACUAUAGCUGAAAAAAUAGCAAUAGGAGAGACUAUUCAUCCCUGAACACCAUGGAGUUCAUGUAGGCUUAAUGAUGCACUUACAUUAUUAUAUCAACUAUCAGAGACAGAAACUCUUCAUUUAACAUAAUGUCCUUUUUUGCUGCUUCAACACAGCUCAAUCAACACAGAGAAAGGUCAAGUGAAAUAACAGACAGACAGGGCUUUGCUGUCCGUAACACACACACACACCGCAAAAUGAGCUAACGUUACGCUAAAAGCGAAUUAGCCUUCACCUCAAGCCAGGACUGCGAGCGAGCUGAGCUGCCUUUUAUAUUUCUAGAAGGUCAACGGGCUCAUAGUGAUGUUACUAGUAGUUGACUGGGAGGUGUUUAUUAUCACAUUUGGGGAGAGUCCGCUGCCUGAUGAUUACCUGCUAAAUGCUAAGCACUGACUACAUGCGCUCUGAAUACACACUGCUGAUUGGCUGUUACCGCUAUGUGUGUAACCAAUCAGAUGGUUGUGUGGGUGUGACAAUGCUGGGUGUUGUGUAGAGGACUGACAGAGACAGGCAGAAGGAAGCGGAGGCGGCUACUUAGUAUGUUCGUGUGGAAACUCGUUCGGUACACCUCCGAACCGAACUGAAACCCCUGUACCGAAACGGUUCAAUACAAAUACACGUACCGUUACACCCCUACUGAUGAACAUUGAUGAGUGAAUAAUAAGGACUAUAGAACAGUAUUUGUAUUACACUGUAUGCAACUCCUUUGUACUUGAAAGUGGUUUGGAUGUGUUCAUAUUGUUACUGCUUCCAAUUCUGAUUGGAAGAAUGAAUACUAAUUCUUUUCAAAUCCCUUUGAAACUGCUGCUGCUUCCACUCACAUGGAUUAGGUUAACAAGGGAUAUUUAAAACAUGUUCUGAAGAGUUUAGUGGGAGAUGGUAUAAAAAGUAACGGACACUGUUAACAUAUUUCACCACCAAAACAAUGUCUGCUUUACCUUUUAGACCCCUGCAAAACAAUCACUGUUACUUUGUCACUGAUCUUAAGCGUUGUCCAAGACUAAAUGUCAGCUUUUUGUGACCUAAAUAAAGACAUUUGAUGAAAAAUGGGCGCGUAUCUACUGUUGCUUUGGUCCUUUUAUCGAGCACACUGCAAAAAGUGAAUUCUGAGUAAGAUGAAAUAUGUCAAAUAAGGUGAUAUUUGCUUAUUUUCUGUCUGAUAAGAUCAUUCUUCUCACUAAGCAGAUUUGAUGUUAGAGUGUUUUACUUGUUUUAAGUGUUUUGCUCCUAAAUUAUGUCAGUAAGAUAUUACAG